CUAUUUUAAGUGGAAAAUUGAGGCCAGACAGUUCUGUUUCGGCGAAGUAGAAAAGAAAAGAAGAAAAACACUCGAAUGAUGGCCGGAAUGAACGAUAGUAGCCAUAUGCAUGGGAUGGGAGCUAUGAACAACGGCACCGGAGGAGGGAUGUCGAUGAUGCCCCAUCGGCAUAUGAUGAUGCACAUGACUUUCUUCUGGGGCAAAAAUGCUGAGAUCCUCUUUUCGGGCUGGCCGGGACACGACAAUUUGGGCAUGUACGUCUUAGCCCUUGUGAUUGUUUUCGUUCUUACUGUGGUGGUUGAGUGGCUCUCCGCCUGCAAAUUCAUCAAAGAAAGUUCUAACAACGUCGCCGCCGGGCUGGUUCAGACUCUGAUGUACGGAAUCAGGAUUGGGCUGGCUUAUAUGGUGAUGUUGGCAGUGAUGAGUUUUAAUGCAGGGGUGUUUCUUGUGGCUGUUGCCGGUCACGCUUUAGGGUUUUUCUUUUUCGGGAGCAGGGCAUUUAAUCCGUCAUCCGGGACUGGCAAGACAUCCGAUCUUCCUCCCUUGAGUUGCUGAGGAUUUCAUGUUUUCGGAAGGAUGAGACGAGUGAGUGUGUGUGUGUGUUUUUUCAAGAAUAAUUAUUGUAAUCUUAAAAUUAAUGAUAUGA
This is a messenger RNA of Coffea eugenioides, 646 nucleotides long. Its product is annotated as copper transporter 1-like. Lineage: Eukaryota; Viridiplantae; Streptophyta; Magnoliopsida; Gentianales; Rubiaceae. Gene Ontology annotation, biological process: intracellular copper ion homeostasis; copper ion transmembrane transport. The record is from RefSeq and is a predicted model, not a curated record. Gene Ontology annotation, molecular function: copper ion transmembrane transporter activity. Bases 76 to 555 code for a protein of 159 amino acids. Gene Ontology annotation, cellular component: plasma membrane. The transcript has a single exon.